AAUAAUGUUUAUUUACUUAAAGUGCCUUUCAUCAUUCAUUAUAUUGUUUUUUUUACGAAUAUUGUCUUAUUGGGAUUGUGUAUUCCUUAUUUAAAUAUUAUUGACUAAACAAAAUAAUCUUGUUGUCAUGGCUAUGCGUAACUACGCCAGAUUUUAUUUGAUUUGUGUCAAAUAAACCAAAUGAGUUUUAAUUUAUUAUUCAACAGGCAAAAUAACACAGUAAUUGGUAAAACCAGAACGAUAUAAGUUCGGCGAAAUGGAAGCACCCGAUGCUCAAACAGAUCCGAAGUUUAUAGAAAAGAAACGAGAAGAAUUACGUAUUUUUUUCCACGAUGCUAAGCUACCUAAAGAGAUGAUUGAAAAAGCUAUUGAAAAUGAGCUGAAGCCGCUAAUUGUGGGUUCGAACAGACCCUACAUAGCGGCAUCUUGCCCUGGUGAAGUUAAAACUGAGCAAGAAGUAAUGGCAGGGCAACCUUUCACCAAAAUAGAUGACCAUAACAAGCCCUUAACCGAAGAAGACAUAAAGGAGAUGUUCAAAGACAACCCUAUAAUAGCGGAAAAAGCGCGCCAAAUUCAGAUUAUGGCCCAGAACGAUAGUUUCAAUAAACAGAUAGCCAUUCCUCUGGACGAAAUAAACGUAGCGGAUUACCAUGCCAUGAGAAAAGAGUUAGAUGCUGCAAAAGGCGACAAAGAGGCAAUUAACAAAUUAAAUUACAAACAUAUGCUCUCAUUAAUGACAUCUGUCUCUGACUACAAGAAGAAAUGUGCAAGAAAAAGUGAUGAAUCAGUUUCAGAGAAAAGCGAACGUGUUGAGUCUGACAGUGAUGAAAAAGAAUAUGAUGCGAUAGAAAAAGUUGUCAGUCAGUACACCACCAAGUCUUAUGAAACACGAUUUCAAGAAACUAAGGAUAUGCUGGGAAAGAUGGCCGACAACUAUGAUGAAGCAGAAUCAUCACAAGGUGCUAAACUAAAACAACCGAUAGAAAUAGUGGAAAACCAGGUGUUAAAAGAUUCGUCUACACAGCUGAUAAAAGGACAAAGGAGGCGCUCUCAGUUUGCUGAAGUAAAAGAAAAAUAUGCUAUUAAUGAAGCUAUGAAUAUUCCGUUAAAAGACAAUCCUGUCACCCCAGAUCUCAGUGGCAAGUGUAAAAGAAAACAAGUAAAACAAAAACAAACAGAUGAGGAAAACAUUGAGGUGGAAGAUGUAUUUCCAAAGAAUUUUGAAGCCAAGCUCAAAGAUACUGAGAAGGCGCUACGUGAAAUAAACUCUGUGUUAAAUAAUUCACUUACACCAACGCCCACAUUUAACGAGGGAUCGAAAAACACUGAAGAAAGAAAUAAGAUAGACAUCAGAGAAAUAUCAUCAGAGCUUACAAAUGAAAAUGAGUCACAACCACAAAAGUUUACCGCCGAGAUGGAACAAACAUUACAAAAUAACUUGGAAAAUAUAUUUGAGUCGAGCAAUGAAGGAAAGCCUGAAAAUAAUGAAAUGGAAUUUAAAGAGAUGAAAAGUUUAGCCAGAAAUAUCGUUGAAGGUGCUGAAAAUCUAAGCACUCUUAUACGUGAGGAUAUAACAAAUAAGUUGAACAGUAUGAACGAAUUGUUAAACGAUGUUAAUGAAGCAUUGGAAAAUUCAAGAAAGUCAAAUAUAGCUUAUGAAAAAAUAAAAGAAGAGGGAGAAAUACUUAAGAAUGAGAUGAAAAUUGAUCGACCAAAAGAGGAUGAGUCUCCUCCUCUUUUGGUCGAUCGAGAAGAAGACAACCCUCCGGAAAUUAUUUCUGACCCACAAAUGGAUAGCAUUCAUGAUGCAAUAAACAAACUGAACUCUGAAUUAAAACAUCACGAACAUAGAAUUAACGAAAGCAAAGCUAGAUAUGAAAAGCGAAACUCUGAAUGUAGAACGUUCAUUAAAGAAGUUGAUGAAAUUUUACUAAAAUCUCAAGAAAUUCUGCAUCCCAUGAAGAAAAGGAUGGAACAAGAAUUGAAAACUCAAAAACAGGAUGAGAGCAAAACUCCCGCGGAAAGUAAGCCUCAGAAGUCUGAGGUUGAAGAUAAGUCUGCUGCCGAUACCAACGCAAACCAGACUGAAGAAAAUGUUGUGAGUUCACGAAAAGAACUCUGGGAUGUUGACUUUUCUUACCUUGAUGAGAAAAACAAAAAAAUUGCUGAAUCGCAGAAACAGGAAGCUGAACGGAGCAAGAGGAUAAGCAAUCUACUUCAUGAUAUAAAAGACAACAUGAAAGAUAAUAAGGAAGUCUUGAGAUUAGCCAAUAAUAUGCUGAGGAGGGAAGAGAUGCGGAAGAAGUCACUAUCGGAUAGUUCUGGAAAGAUACGCGAAUUACCUUCUGAAGAGAUAGAUACGAGGGCUCAAGGAGAUCACAUCGAGGCAGUAGAAGCGGAGUCUGAAGAUAGAAAAGAAGUGCCGCUUAUUACCGAUGGAAAACCUGAUGAAGUACAAACUGACGAAGAAGCCAAGAAGCAAGCAGAACGAAAGCAGAAGCGUGAAGACGCUGAGAAAGAGAGAUUGCGACAGAGAGAGUUCCAGCGAAAGGUGGAGAAAGAGCUCGAAGAAAUGAACAAGACGCCUCGCAUGACGAAGGAGUUCAUCAAGAAUCAUUGCCGGCAGCAUAAACUGUAUUGCACGCCAUAUCUCAACGAUAUUCUGUAUUUGCAUUUUAAGGGCUUCUCCAAAAUCGAAAAUUUAGAAGAAUAUACGGGCUUAAAAUGCAUAUUUUUGGAGAACAAUGGUAUACAGAGAAUUGAAGGACUGGAUACGCUAUCCGAGCUGAAGUGUUUGUAUCUGCACAAUAACGUUUUGAGGAAGAUUGAAAACUUGGACGGCUGUCCUAAGCUGGACACCCUGAAUAUUGACCACAAUUUUGUUGGAAAAAUAGAAAAUCUUGACGUUGUUCCUGAUUUACAUACUUUGAGCAUUGCUCAUAAUAUGUUGAGUGGUGUAGAGGACCUGUUGCAUCUUAAGUAUUGCAGGAAUCUAUCAGUGCUGGAUCUGUCAUACAAUCGCUUGGAAGAUCCACUGAUAGUUGAUGUUCUUGCUGACAUGAUAAUAUUGAAAGUCCUGUGUUUAACCGGUAAUCCUGUGGUUCGCAACAUUCCUGCAUACCGCAAGACUCUGACUCUUCGGCUGAAGGAGCUCCUCAACCUGGACAACAGGCCGGUCUUCCCCAGGGAUCGCGCAUGCGCUGAAGCUUGGCAACGAGGCGGCGUGCAAGAGGAGAUUGCUGAGAGGAGACGCUGGAUCGCUAAGGAUCAAGAGAAAGUAAUGCAGAGUGUUAGAUACCUAAUAAAAAUGCGAGAUGAAAAGAAAGCUAUAAGAGAAGCCAGGGAAAAGGAAGAGCAAGAUAAGAAAGAAGUUAAGGACGAAGAAACUCCCCAAGAAGUCAAACCGGAUAGUACAACUGAUCCAAAAGAACCUGAUCUGCCAGAAGAUGAAGGUCCUUCAAUUCUGGAACAGAAGUUUGGACCAGUCGAGGUCAAGGUCAAGGACGGUGUCGCUGUGGAUAUGCUAUCUGGAUCUGAAGAAGAAGAUGACUCUACGAGUGAAGAUAGUAGUGACGAUAGCGACAAAAAGGAAGACGGUGCGGAGACAGGGAAUAUAGAGUGGUCGCAAAUCGACCGCAGCAAGCGUUUGGUUCAGGAGAUCAAUGCUGAACCCCCACCACCUCUUCCUGAUGACUACUGGUACGGAUAUGGAAAUGUCAAGCCGAAGAAUGAAAGAGCGGAUAUUGUUUCCGAUUUCCAAGCAAUCAACAAUUUGCUAUUCAAUCAGCAACCGCACACUGGAAGAAAGGGAGUCACCAAAAUUUUGGAAGAUUCUAAAAACCGCAAAGGCAAUAUAAAAAUAACUGAAAUUGAUCAAGACGAAGAAAAAUCUGCAGCUGUAGCUGAGAAGAAACCUUUGAUCGAAAUUAUAGACUCAUGCGAAAAUAAAGAUGGAGACAAAAAAGAAACUGAUGCAAGUGACAAAAACGCAAUCAUUGAAGAUGUCACAAAACCAGUUAAUCAAAUUAUAGAAAAAGCUAAUAGCAAUAAUGGCAAAGAAAAUUAUGAGCAAGGAAAAGCAGAAGUUAAUCAAGAACUAAAUACAGACGUGAUAAAUAAAGCCAAUACUAUAAUAGAUCAGGAUAGAAAAACGAAUGCCGAAAAGCCUAGUACAAAUAAGAAGAUUCCAAUCAAAGAAAUUCCACUCGAUAAAAAAGCUGUUUCAAAAGAUUCACCGCGUAAACCUGAAGAAAAUAAGGAAAGCGUUCAAAAGCAAGAUGACAAGAGCAAGUCUCAGGAGACAAACAAAGCUUCUACCAGUCAAGCACAGGGAGAGAGAAGACCGAGCGCACAAGCAGAGGGUGAAGGUGUAGCUCUCAUAAACUACAUGCAUCGUAUGAAUAAAGAGGAAUAUGACGAUGAAGACUUAGAUCUGGAGCCGAGUGCUGAUGACCUUGAGAUAUUUGCUGAACUAGAACGAGAACAGGUUGAGCGACAGGCCAGGAUAGAUAGAGGAGAACCGGCUGUUGAUCCUAUGAAAUUAUACGACAAGAAAAUGAUGGAUGCAUACUACAAAGAAAAUGAGAGCUUGCCAGCACACUUGGUAAAAGAGAAAACUAUGUAUACCACGUACCGCAAUGACAAUGCUUUCGAUCGCGUUGCUUUGAGUCAGUUGACGGCUGGAGAAAAACCAGACGAAGCUAAAGUGAAGCUGACACAUGUUCCCGGCGCUGUGCUGCUCGAAUACGUGGAUCAAACACCCGUCACUGACGUGCAGUAUGAGAUCGGAGAGGAAGAUAUCGAAUCACCACCAUCAUCAGGUGAAACAGUUUCGAUAAACCUCUCAUCCGAUACGAGUGAUGAAGGAUCAAAGGAAGAAAUACCUUUUACAUUAACCAAGAAGCCCAGCAACAGGCCAUCCACUGCAACCAACACCAAAAAAAGUCAAAAAGAUACCACUAAAGGUACUACUGCUUCUAAAGAUAAAGGAAAACAAAGCGCGAAAGAUAAAACGAGUACUGAAAAGAAAACUGUCGAUAAGAAAAAGGGGGCUGAAAAAAGUGGGAGUCAGAAACAAGAUAGAAAAUCUAUUGGGAAACGACAUGGGAAUCAAGAAUGCGAAGCUUCUGCUUCAGGAGUUCCUGCAGAUGAGGCCACUCCUAGUGCAUCUGAAGAUACAGGUGCAACCUCAGCAUAUCCAAGUGGCAGUAGAACUUUGCCGUCAUCGUACGACACCAUGAUCAACAUUGAUCGAAAAGAAGCGAAGAAGUCUAUUAUCAGCACUAUUAACUCUUAUGAAGAUAAGAGAUUCCCUUCACAAGGGGUAAAUGUGUCAAACAUGGUAGAAAAUGCUCGUAUCGAUCAGAACGUUGCAUCCGAGAUACUGGAUCGCACGCUUCAGUACGAAGAACGAGAGUUGUACCGACAGUAUGAUGUCAUGACCAGUCAUGCUGGAAACAUCGACAAUAGGACCAAUGCUAUCAUUGAACACAUUUCUGAUCAGUUGGAGAAUGAGUACACACUGCCAGAAGUAUCCCGCAUUCUGGAAGCUCAUAUGGACGUCGCAGAACAAAGGUGGAGAGCUGGCGAGUACGUACCAUUCGUUCCCAGUAGCCCGCCAGAAUCAGUUCAUGACGGCAACGAUGAUAACGAAGCUACCCUCAUUCCAAGCCACAACACCUCUUUGUCCUUAGAAGAUACACUCACAGAUGAGAAUGUGAACAAAAUGGCAGCUAUCGUUGAAGAUGAUUCAGGAAUUGGUAACGAUACUACUUUGAGUGAUACUACAGAGGUUAACGAUAGGAGUGUCGAUGGAAAUGAUAAGACUCAGAGCGCUAAUGUUCGUGAAAGUACGCCACGCAAUAAAGACGCCAAGGAUGGCAAAGCCAGAGUUCUACAAGUCAUGAGUAGUGAUAUUGCGUCUGGUUCGGGAGAUGCCUCAUUUUCUAACUAUGAAGACCUUGAUAAAACUGUUGACAAUGACGCAAAUGAAUUUGUAGACAACGAUGGAGAACUAGAUGAUUCGAAGAUUUACGAAUCGGUGCUUGGUGAUGAAAUGAUUAAUGACGUGUCCACUGAUGAUGUAUUUGAAGACUGUGUUGAUGACAUACCGGCUGUCGAGGAAGGUACCAAGGAUGGUGAUGAAGCCCAGUUCAAUAGAGUAGAACAGAAUUACUCUUUAGAAAUGAAGUUGGCUUUAGGGAUUGAAGAUGGGAAAAUGUAGAUUUUAACUUAGUACCUUGUAACUCUGCACAGCUUGAAGUUUCGUUGAUAUGACUUUUAUGUAUGUAUGUGUGUGUUUUUACCCACUAGGGAAGUUUUGCUGUGUUUUUCUUAAUUAAUGAAGCACUAGUCUUCGUGUGCAUUUGAUGUUAUAAUAAUUGUGUGGUAUUUAAGGUCACAAGCUUAUUGUAGUUAAAUUAUCCUUUUAUGAUAGGUUGUUAUUAUUUCGUUUCCUUUUAUUUUGUUUAAGAAAUUAUGUUCUGUUUUGUUCAAUGUUUUUUAUGUUGCUAUGUUCUUGCACAUAGCCGUUAGUUUGACAAAUAUCUUGACUGUCUUGAAUUUAGUUGCGGGUUGAAGUUGUGACGUAUUUAAUACUAAUGUGUUACUAUAUUCAGAGUGGACAAGAUAUUUGGC
Molecule: messenger RNA, 6636 nt
Organism: Helicoverpa armigera (cotton bollworm)
Lineage: Eukaryota; Metazoa; Arthropoda; Insecta; Lepidoptera; Noctuidae
Gene: dtr
Product: dynein axonemal assembly factor 1 homolog
Exons: 17
Coding region: 257-6223 (1988 amino acids)
Molecular function (GO): protein binding
Source: RefSeq, a predicted model, not a curated record